Molecule: messenger RNA, 1980 nt
Organism: Penicillium crustosum
Lineage: Eukaryota; Fungi; Ascomycota; Eurotiomycetes; Eurotiales; Aspergillaceae
Product: fungal specific transcription factor domain-containing protein
Exons: 2
Coding region: 1-1980 (659 amino acids)
Biological process (GO): DNA-templated transcription
Cellular component (GO): nucleus
Molecular function (GO): DNA binding; zinc ion binding
Source: RefSeq, a predicted model, not a curated record
AUGCCCGAUGGACCCCCAUGUCUUCGAUGCACCAACAAAGAUCAACAAUGCACGUUUGAAGAGGGUCCAGGGCCACGAAAGAGGUCUAGAUUAUGCGAACAGACGAAGCCUUUUGAACCUUGUGAGCAAUCUGACGGGUGGCUGGACCUUUUAACCGAGGCUCGACCAAAUAUUGGGCAAAGUGAUGAAGCAUUAUCGCCAGGGCCGAGCCGUCUGGGUGCCAUUCAAGAGUUUGAGCCAACAAGCCCCAGAACAAGCCACUCGUCUGUCAGCCAAGAUGGUACAACGAGGCGCGACUCGCGAAGCAGCCUCUCAUCCAGCCCGGGAAGAUCUCCACCAACUCGAAAACGACCAGCACCCAGAGACUCGCCUGCUCAAGUCGAUUCACUCGAAUUCAUUCCGGAGGCAUUUAGCUUCUAUAUUGGCCCAACAGGGGUGUCAGAUAUCCAUAUCUUGAGCCAUCAGCAAUACAACGACCAGAAUCUCUCGUUACCAAAGGUGAAUGGCUUGAAAUAUCGAAUCAUGCACAACCCGGGUCAGAAAGAGAGGGAAACUGUUGAUUUCUCUCCCCCUACCGUUUUCGGUAUUACCAACCACUCUCUUCUGGAAAAGGCGGAGCCAAAACUUGAUCCACAACUCACCGAAAAUGGAUGGCCUCGUCUAUGGGCUAUGAUGGAUUCCACUGCAGCGUGGCAUCUCAUCAAACUAUAUUCACGCUAUGUCGACCCUUACUUUCCGAUUCUAUCCAGUCAUCAAAUUCCAUCAUCACCAACCGACUUGAACAAAAUGCCCCUGGCAUUAUUGACAGCAAUCUGCGCAACCGCCCUUCCAUUCGUCAUGUAUGACGAUAGUCUCUACACAUUGCUUUUAAACCCGCCUUCUAGCGAGAAAUUAUACCGUCUUUGCUGGCUUUGUAUAUCGCAGGAGCUUCAUGCACCUUCUCUCGGGACACUUCAAGCCUGUCUCCUUCUUCAACAGCGACUUCCUACGAAUAUGUAUCUCUCUGAUACCGCAUUUGCAUGGACACUCAUGUCCACUUCCCUGGCUGUUGCACAGACUAUCGGUCUUCAUCGUGAUGCAGGAUCAUGGACCUCUAUUCCAGCAUGGGAGAAGAGGCUUCGGCGUCGACUCUGGUGGGGUCUCUAUGCCAUGGAGAAGUGGGUCGCCCUCGCACGAGGAAUGCCCAGCCACUUAGGUGAUGACGAUUACGAUGUAUCCAUGCUCGAGCAAGAAGAUAUACAAGAUACCCUGUCAGACUCUCCGGAUACGCAGAGUCACAUCUAUCAUUUAUCGAAUUUGUCAACGAUACUUUCGGACAUUCAAAGGUCCUUCUAUUCGGUGAAGGCGGUCGGGAAAACAUCUAAUGACCUCCAGUACUCCUUGGAUCUGGCACGGCCCAUGCGCGUUAGGCUUAAAGACUGGCGAGACAAUUUGCCGAGCAAUAUGAAACCGGUCUCUAAUGCAGUCGUUUCUGGCGAAGACCUCGAUGGUAAUGGAUCUCUUUAUCUUUCAUACAUCGUCACGCAUGUGGCUCUUCUCCGCGCUUUGCUACGACCAUUAGAUCGAUGGCCGGCAAUCAUCAAGGUCAACAAAGAAGAGCCAGAUGCGACCUACGAAGGCGCCAAAGCAGUUGUCACAGGGGCGUUGCUAUGCGUAAAGGAAUUUGUUGAGUUCGUCGAAAGGCUCACUGGAGCUCAGUGGAAUGCAUUCUGGCAUAGUUGGAGUCGACCGAAUUUUGCAAUUGCUGGGUCGUUCAUGGUGCAUCUUCUACAGGUCGUCACACCACUUAAUCAGGCUGAAAGUCAAUCAAUGGCGGAAUUUUCGAAAUACACAUUUGAGAAAGAACAUGCUGAACUUCAAGACUGGAUUCGCAGAUGGCGCUGGGCAACGCGAAUCUCAGCGAAUGGAGCAGCAGGGGUUAAAGGCUUAACAAACCUCGGAUUUAUCAAAGUAGAGACUCUAAUGGGAAAUGGGACAUAG